Asparagus officinalis (garden asparagus) is the source of this 730-nucleotide messenger RNA. RefSeq lists its product as uncharacterized. The transcript is spliced from 5 exons. The annotation marks the transcript as partial. NCBI's taxonomy places the organism in Eukaryota, Viridiplantae, Streptophyta, Magnoliopsida, Asparagales, Asparagaceae. The record is from RefSeq and is a predicted model, not a curated record.
GUCGCCCCCCGCCGGCGCCUCAUCCUCCUCCGCCACGCCGAGAGCGACGCCCCCGGACGCUUUCUCAGGGAUCAUGACCGGCCACUGAGCAAAUCGGGGAGAGCUGAUGCGGCUGCUGUGUCCAGGAAGUUGAAGCAGAUGGAUUGGAUUCCGGAGCUUGUCUUGUCCAGUGAUGCCACUCGAACAAAAGAAACUCUUCAAAUCAUGCAGGAGAACGUGCAUGAAUUUUCAGAAGCUAAGGUUUAUUUUGUGCCAAGCUUCUAUUCGGUAGCAGCAAUGGAUGGACAAACUGCAGAUCACCUGCAAAAGAUAAUCUGCGAGUUUUCAAGGGAUGAGAUUCUUACAGUGAUGUGCAUGGGCCAUAAUAGGGGCUGGGAGGAAGCUGCCACAAUGUUAUCGGGUUCUCCCAUUGAAUUGAAGACAUGCAAUGCUGCCUUGCUUGAAGCUACUGGCAAAUCAUGGAAUGAGGCCUUUGCCUUGGCUGGCCUUGGAGGAUGGAAACUCCACCGAAUUCUGAGACCUGAUGAUGCAUCUUCAUAAGAUGGCGCACACAUUCAAUUUUGAUUCUCGGCCUCUUUCAAUGUUGAUGAGCGAUGAGAGUAGUUUAGUUCUAUUAACAGUGUUCUUCCCCAUUUGAAUCAAUAGAUUUGCAGAUUUUUGUACAAAUAUGAAGCUGGUUUUGCUAGUUAGAAAUAAAAAUUUAAAGAAGAUUUAGGACGAUUACCACGAA